Cheilinus undulatus (humphead wrasse) is the source of this 2639-nucleotide messenger RNA. RefSeq names its product secretogranin II b (gene scg2b). The record is from RefSeq and is a predicted model, not a curated record. The transcript is spliced from 2 exons. Gene Ontology annotation, cellular component: secretory granule. Bases 105 to 1889 code for a protein of 594 amino acids. Lineage: Eukaryota; Metazoa; Chordata; Actinopteri; Labriformes; Labridae.
UCCAAGUGCUGAAAACAGAAGAGAACGAGACCGCUUCUAGAGGCGAUGAUAAACACCUUCACUGCUGUCUGAGCUUUAUUGCCAAAGGUAAUAAAAAGCCUAUAAUGCUGCAUUUUCACCACAAGUUGCCCGCGGGGGGAGCCGUGGUCCUGCUCGCCUUCCUCCUCCAUGGAUGCGCCGUGCAGGCAGCGUCUCUGCCCCGCCACUACAGGCUCCGAGGCGGGGAGAGUGAGGGCUCCGACAUGAUGAAAGCCCUGGAGUACAUCGAGAACCUGAAGCAGAGAAAUGGAGGGCGAGCUGAACCCGCGGAUUACGACGAAGUAGACAAGUUCAGGGUCCUGCUCCAGCUCGCCUCGCAGCAGGAUGAGGCUCCAGGGGACCGCCAGUCUGCCCCCGCUGCGCAGCAGAGGCAGGACAUUACCGCUGAGCAGCUGAUGAAAGCCCUGCUCAGAUCUCUGCAGGACCAAGCCGGGAAAGACGCAAAGAUCAGCCCCGCGUCUGCGCCAAGGAACGACAGGCGCACGCACAGGCACCGCACCAAAGACACGGAAGUCCCCGAGAGUGCGCCGGCAGACUACAGUAAUUACCCCAGACCUCACAAGAAAUACCCACUCAUGUUUGAGGACGAGGAGAACGCGGACGCAGCCAAGAGGGCUACAGAGGAUCUGGAUGAGCAGUACACACCUCAGAGCCUCGCCAAUUUACGCUCCAUCUUCGAGGAGCUGGGAAGGAUGCCCUCAGUCGGCGGCCAGAAGAGAGACAUAUUCGGGGAUGAAGAUGAGGAAGAGGAGGAGGGAAUCAGCCUGAGGAACCAGGCCUAUGAAGAUGUGGCCGGGGGAGAGGAGUGGGUCCCCGUGGAGGAGAGAGAAGAGACGGAGGAGUUGGAAAACGGGAGCCAUGAAGAGAUGGACAGAGCGCUCGGGGAGCAGGAGGAGGCAGAGAGGGAGGAGAUGCAGCGCAGGGCGAGCCAGGACCAAGAGGAAGCUGAUGACGACACCAAGCUCGUGGACUACUACCUGUUGAAGGUCCUGGAGAUGAGCGACCAGACCCAGAAGAGGGAUAAGACCGGGGAGCAGAGGAAGAGACUCAUCCGCCCCUCCAUCGUGGAUCCCCGGACGGUGAAGGAGCUGCUGGAGCUUUCAUUGAAGCUCCACGUCCCUCCGCAGGACCUCAUUGACAUGCUGCUCACACAGGAGCUAAGGAAGCUCCACCGCGACCCCCACGCUCCUGUCCGCUACACCACCGGCCAGAACCCCAAGAUCCGGUACUUCAGCCGCAGACUGCCACUGAAGAACAAGCCCGCCAAUGAGGACAUGGACAGGGAGGACUUUCUGGACAUCAUCGGCGUGGAAACCAUCAGUAACGAGUAUCCUGUGGUGCAGAGACCCCUGAAGACGUCCUCUGACAGAAUCCCCGCAGCGCCCAGUCAAGGAGCAAGUUCAGGCCCGCUUAAAAUCCCUCCGCCCUCCGGACGUAGGGAGAACCUGUUUCUAUCCGAGCUCAAUAAAAUGCCCCUAAAGCGCCAGGCUGCUGCUGCUGAUGAUGAAGACGAGGAUGGCGACGUAGAAGACGAAGUGACCACCUACCUAGCGGCCAAAAUCCUCACCGAGUACCCCAACCCCAUCGCCAAGAGGGACACGCAGGCGCAGCUGAAGGGCCAGUUCCCCUACGAGCUGUAUGAGAGGGCUUUGAAGGAUUACUUGGGGCAAGCGGACGCUGAAAAAAGGCCAGUGGCCAAGAGGGAGACCGAGGUCGCCACAGAGGGGGUCAACCCCACGGAGAUGCAAGGAAAAGAGGAGAUCACGGCCAAGACGUCAGCGCCACAGACCGUCAAUGAAGAGGUGGAGGAAGGGAAGGAGCUCCGGGAGAAAACAGCGGCUGGGAUGUAGCUUAAGACGCAGGAAAUCCAGAAUAUAGUAUUUAUACUGUCUCAAAAAUAAAGUUUGGUGGACGUGAUAUAGUUUACAAAUUUCUAUUAUAGAAUUAUAGCUUAUAAUGUCAUCCUUACGAAAAUGAACAUUUAAAAAAGUCCCUACUUGCUGCAAGGACAUUUUAAAAAUGUUAAAGGUGCAAUCAAUAGAAAAGACAUCCUCAAAAUGAUUGGAUGUAAACCUGUCUUUACUCCCAAAUUGCCUAUAAAUACAUCAAAUAAUAUCACUAUUUCACUAUGGAAACUGAUGUUAAUAAAGUUUUGUGACAAUGUUAAAGGUUUGUUUACAUUAAUGUUGUUUGCAAACAGGAACGGGCCUAUAUUUUCAAUUAUAAUCAACAGAGUGCCGGUUAGAACACUUGUUUUUCAUCUAUACGUGAAUAUAUCUGUUAACGGUCAUGCAGACUGGGCCAGUAAAACACAAGCAUACAGUAUACUGACAGGAGAACUACAGGAGCAUUAUGGGAGUUUAUUAUGGCACAGAACAAGUGUUGUUUUGACUCUUGAUACAUUCAGGGUUAGUGGGUUUAAUGUUAUCAUGGAUGAUUAUUUCAAAGUCUAAAUAGCAGAUCGUCGCCUGCCUUCCAGCCCUUUCAUACUGCGAAGCUCUGUAUUGUCGGCCUACCAGUGGUUGUGCUAUGUAUGCUCAUUUUUAAACCAUUUUGUACAUGUUCAAUAAUGUGUGAUCGAUCACAGAUGAAUAAAGCAU